AUGUUCUGUGACAGCAGUCUACCAUCACAAAUUGCUUGGCCAAGAAGUAAUGCCUACUCAGAAGAAGGAAUGCGGAGAGGAAGCAUCACUCACAGCAGAUUCCCCCUCCCUCCAAAACCUCGUACUCCUCCCCUCCCUGCCACGGACCAGUCCUCCUACGAACCCUUCCCUUUCGCAUCCCCUACCCCUGUGAGCGGGGAUGUGUCUUCUACCGCCACCCCACAGAACCACGAGCACUCACACAACCUCCCCCACCAUACACCUUAUACGCCUGUAACGGACACCCCUUCCCUCCACUCUCCACCCGCCCAGCCAGCCGAACAACGACUCCGCUGCCGAGCAGCUCCGCCCUCGUCCGCCACCACGCCCGGCACAGUGGAUGACGAAACUCAUCACCAAGUACCUGGAGUCCCUGCCCCCUCUACUACCCAUCACCACCCCAAACGUGCCCACGGCGUUGUCAAACAUAGCAGGAACGACCUGAAGCGCAACAACAAACGAAAGGACAAGACGGUUUCAUUACCGGUCACCUCCAAAAAGGAAGAAGAGCACGUGAGAACGCCAAAACAUCCAAUGCCUACAAGGCAUAGAACGUACCAGGUGGUGUCAUCUCUAACAUCAAUAGUUGUGACCCUGACACAGAGGAAGAAGACAUAG
This is a messenger RNA of Penaeus monodon (black tiger shrimp), 657 nucleotides long. RefSeq names its product collagen alpha-1(XXVII) chain-like. Bases 1 to 657 code for a protein of 218 amino acids. The record is from RefSeq and is a predicted model, not a curated record. The transcript has 2 exons. NCBI's taxonomy places the organism in Eukaryota, Metazoa, Arthropoda, Malacostraca, Decapoda, Penaeidae.